This is a messenger RNA of Chara braunii, 846 nucleotides long. The record is from the annotation of a GenBank genome assembly. Lineage: Eukaryota; Viridiplantae; Streptophyta; Charophyceae; Charales; Characeae.
GCACUCAGCAUCCAGUGAACACAGUUGAGAGAAAAAGUUUGAAAAACAAGUAACAGAAUCGGAAGGGAAAGAGAAAAUGGUUGGAAACCUUAAAAAAGGCAAGCAACAUCCAUGUUAGUCAAAUGUGAAAACAAGCCCAGGGUAUUGCACGUUAACGUAGCCCAGUACCGGGGCUGGAUUUUUUAUGACAACAUGGAAAUCCCACGAUGGGUGUGGGUCCUGAAGGGAGAGCCGAAGGUGAAGCCCGACAUCUAUCCAUCGUAUGACAGUAGCUGGAGAGAGGUCGGGCCGAAAACAAUGGAUGACAAAGACACGGGUUACCUGGUACGACCGAUGGUGGAUGAGGGGAUGGUCAGGGAUGAGCAGCAGAGAAAGAAAACUAUGGCAGAGCUGAACAAGGUCGGGCAACAGACGGAAAUCGCCUUCCUGGAGAACUUGAACGCAAGACACAGAGCAGGAAAAGAAGGGAAGGAGGAAGAAGGGGAGGAGCAGCUGCAGGGGGAACACAUGGAAUUGGGUCAAGUCGAAAGAGUACGUCCCGGUGGUGUAAUUGCCGUGGACAAUGUUCUUUGGUUUGGGAGGGUAGUGGAUCCAACGGUGGAGGAUAAACAAACCGUGGCCAUCAGACACUUCAACGAGCACGUGCGGACGGACAGUCGACUUACAGCAAGCGAUGGCAUAACACUUCUGAUGAAGCGUAGGCAAGAAGAGUGAUUCAUUGGAGGGGGAAGUAAGCAAACUGCUCCGAACAGUGAGCAUUAGUAGUGGUGGAUACAAAUCGUGGAUGGUACAUGCGGGGUCCUGCACCCCAACACAUUGCAUAGACUAUGCGAAGCCCUUUCAUCA